Molecule: messenger RNA, 627 nt
Organism: Schizosaccharomyces osmophilus
Lineage: Eukaryota; Fungi; Ascomycota; Schizosaccharomycetes; Schizosaccharomycetales; Schizosaccharomycetaceae
Gene: mrpl8
Product: mitochondrial ribosomal protein subunit L17
Exons: 2
Coding region: 1-627 (208 amino acids)
Biological process (GO): translation
Cellular component (GO): ribosome; mitochondrial large ribosomal subunit
Molecular function (GO): structural constituent of ribosome
Source: RefSeq, a predicted model, not a curated record
AUGACUAAAACUGUCUAUUUCCGAAAAUUGGGACGGCCAAGUGCUCAUCGACAAUCGUUACUAAGAAGCUUAGUAACAUCUCUGGUGAAACACGAGAAUAUCCAGACAACAUGGGCCAAAGCCAAAGAAGCACAGAAGCAUGCUGAACAUUUAAUUACGAUGGCCAAAAAAGCAAGUCCUAAAAACAAUCGACGCGAUUUAGCGCAGGGAAUGGUAUUUGAACAUAAGAGCACGUUGAAUAAGGUGUUUGAGGUGCUGUUGCCUAGAUAUAAUCAACGAAGAUGCGGGUAUACGCGUGUUUUGCGGAUGCCUCCAAGAUACGGAGACAAUGCACCUCAAGCUAUACUUGAAUGGGUGGAUGGAUCCAAGGACACGAGAUUCCACAUGACGGCGAAAGCAGUAGGAGUUGCUUUAGCGCACAAGCGACCUUUACAUCCAAUGACACGAGUGAAUAUGGAAAAAGUUUUGAUGUUUAGGAAGAACGGUAAACAAGAGUUUGACCAGCUUGUGGAAAAGGCAAAAGAAGAAGAAUCGACUCGACUUCAAGAAGAGUACAAAUCCGAAAAGGAAAUCGAAGAAAAACCCUGGAAGCGUGGAGAUCGUGUCCCUCUACCCAAAUAUGUAUAA